This is a messenger RNA of Xenopus laevis (African clawed frog), 7529 nucleotides long. RefSeq names its product URB1 ribosome biogenesis 1 homolog (S. cerevisiae) L homeolog (gene urb1.L). NCBI's taxonomy places the organism in Eukaryota, Metazoa, Chordata, Amphibia, Anura, Pipidae. The record is from RefSeq and is a predicted model, not a curated record. The transcript has 39 exons. Bases 136 to 6990 code for a protein of 2284 amino acids.
UUCCGGCGGAACUUUUGUGCUGCGUUUUUUGUUUCCGGCGGACAUAGUGCUGCCGGACCCGUCCCCCUGGUGUCGCCACGCGUUCUGCUUCAUGUGACAGGACACUGUGCAGACUAGUCCCGUUCGCCGGUUACCAUGGGGAAGAAACGCAAGAGUUCGGUAGCGGAGGGGGAUUCCGUAAUGGAAGGGAAGAAAGCAAAAUCUAUGGCGGUGGAGUUCACUGGCACUCACUUGAAAUCCCUACUAAAGGAACCACAAACUGCACUGAAAGGUUUGGAGCAGUUCAUAACCUUGGCCCGGAAACUCCCUUCUUCUGACCUCUAUGAUGUGGUGGAAGGAUACAUCAAGAUUUCUGUAGAAUGCGUUGAAAUUGUCAAGUUGUUAGAAGGAGAAAAGCGCCCAGAGAGUGAGAUGAUGUUAAUUUUUCAAGCCUUGGAAGCCAUUUUGCUGAGAACUGCCAGUGACCUCUCACAUUUAAACCUUGCCGGAGCCAACAUUGUAAAGAAAAUGAUUAACACGCACAUGAAAUUAAUCUAUGCGUCUGUUUACUCGGAAACCCACAGAAUGUCCAGGAUUUGCUUGAAUUUAUUGUCUGCCAUGGUGACACAGGGACCUGAUUGUGCCAGAGAAGUGUUCAGCCAUUUUGAUUUUCAUAAUAAAUUCCUGCCGAAUUUGUUAAAAAGGAGAGACAAACAGGGAAGGCCGGAUGUCCGAAUGGCGUACAUUCAGUUUGCAAUGUCUUUCUUAAUUUCUGGGGACAAUCCAACCAUCAUACAGAUCAUAGAACUGAAUGACUUUGUUGGAGAGAUUUUCACUGGCAUAAAGGAAGAUCGUAUUUCUACCAUCAAUCUCCUUCUUUCACUGCUGAAAACCAAGGUUGUUCACAAUAAAGCAAUAACGAAGACCCAGAAAGUGCGCUUUUUCACCUUCACCUUGUUAAAUCACGUUGCAUCGCUCUAUCGCUGGAAUGGGAUUGUAGAUGUGAGCACGGAGGACAUCAAGGAUAUUAAGGAUCCCAAGGAAGCAGCAAAAUUCAUGAUACGGGAAUUGGUCCAUAACUUCCUGAAGGAUCUCUGCUGCUCUCUGAAGCAUGGCAUUAACUUCUAUGAUCCAAGUCUUGGGACGGCUGGAAGAGCAGGGAACCUAGUGCUUCUGCGAUUCCUGGUGGCCCUCAAAACAGCAACUGAGGAUGAAUUAAUUGGGGACCUGGUAGUGAACAUACUGAAGGUGUGCCCUGACAUACUGAGCAGAUACUUCAAAGAAACGCAAUACUCUUUUGUUCCACGAGUCAAGACGGCUUGGCUGGAUAAUAUCAAACUGCUCAAGAAGAUCUAUGAAGCUCAGCCAGUAAUCUCUCCUGCUUUCAGAACGACUGAAUUUGUUCCUUUGCCAAGGCUCUUGUCUAUGCUGAUGAUCACCACAGUGGCUCCAGUGUGUAACAAGGCAAUGUUCACCCAGGGACUGAAUCUGCCUAAUAAAAUAGUAAAACACACCAUCCUGUCCCUCGUGUGUUCAAUCCUGAGGAGAGCAGAGCUCAACAUCAGCCACUGCCUGCGGGAGGAUAUAUGGCAGAAGUCAGAAAUCUACACUCCGGCAACCAUGUCUGAGUUUGCGCAGAAAUAUAGAGAGGCACUAAGCAAGCUGCUCCCGGAUAUAAAUACUGUUGUAGCAACCUGGCAGUCUCUUUCAAAGGGAGAGGGUACGGAAACAGAGGGUGCGAGUGGAAAUAGCACCACCCCAGAAGAAGAAUUACCUCCAGCAUUCCAGGAAUUACCUGGAACGCAGGAAGAGCACGGUUUGGAAGAUGUUCAAACCACCCUUCUGAAAGCCUCUCUGCUUCAGGUCGUUUGCCUCUAUCAGAAGGUGGUACCGCACUUGGUGGCGCAGAGUAAUUUUGAUUUCAGUAAACUUCUUAAAGGUAUUGUGACCGAAAAAGGUGUGAGAGAGGAGGUGCCGCCUGUCUUACAGUCUCAGAUUCUUCAGGUGGCGUUGGUACUGCCUGCUAACAAGUUUUCUUGGUUCAAAGUCCAGGAGACUCCUGAUGCUAGCGGGGAAAAAUCUGUCUUUUAUCUGCUUCUCAAGAUGUUUGCAACAUGCGUCAAGCCACAGCUCAAGAAUUCUACACGACUAUUGAUAAUUAAGGUUCUCCGUGACAGUGGAGUGUUCGAAUACACGUGGAAUGAGCUGGAUCUCUGGCUGAGAAACCUGGAUAAAGUUACAGAAGACUCUAAGGAGGCAGUGAUACAAUUUUUAGAACAGGUUUUGGUUAAACUGGUGUCCAACCCGUAUCCAUACACAGAUAAAGCAGCAGAAUCUGUUCAGGAAGCUAGCAUGCUGCAGAACAGCUUGAGCAAGCAGGAUUCCGACACAGUCAGCAUCCCCAUCUCACACAUUGAUGAUGUGAUGGAUAUGGUGGAUGUCAUUGUCGAGGGGAGCGAAGGCCUGGAUGAUGAAAUCGGUGUCACAUUGGACAAUGAUUUAAUUCUUCAGACAUUUCCAUUUAGUGCAGCUGUGCCGGUGGCCCUGGAGAUACGCAGUCGGCUUCUUUCAUCAGAGGAGAGUGAAAAUGGCUGUGUGCAGCAAUACCUGGUGUCAGUGCUUACAGACAUACUGCACUCCCAGAGAGACCCCCUGGCACUCUGUUUGUUACUCCAAAACUAUGACAAGGAAUUAAAAAGCCUGGGCACAUGCAGCAGCCACUAUUCCUUGCUUGGAAAUUUCCACAAAUACUACAGUCUCUGGAUACCUUCACCCUCCAAGGAAGCACUGUUCCAAGGGCACAGCAGUCCCCAGACAGACAUCGGCCUACAGGAUGACGGUGCAUAUUCCUCAUUGCUGAAGAAGAUAUUUGUGAGCAGUUGUGCUCCAGAGGGUAAUACUGAGGAGCUGCUAAAAGAAGCUGUUGGCAGCCUUACUAUAGAGCAGAUACCCGUGACCGUGAAACAUACACUGCUCUGCCUCCGAUCUACAAUGGACAACUUCAGCCAGUUUAAAAAAUCAAUCGGUGCCUCCCGACUGGGACUUUUCCUGGAUUUAUUAAACUGCCUCCUGUGCAGAGCAAAUACAGUCCGAGUCAUCGACCAGGGAGUAGCUGAGGAAUCACAGAAGGAGUCAGAGCUUUUCAUAGACACCGAUUCCACUUCCGUCCUGGAGUCUUCAGUGAACAUGGUCCUGGAAGAUAUCCUCACUGUGAUCUUCAGACAUCCUUCUUUGGAGAAUUGGUUCCUGGCUCUGGAACGCCAGUCAGUGCCUCCUCAUUCUUUAAACCCUGUUGGUGUAAAACAGCUCUCCUCUCAUCUAAACCAGGGAGUAACGCAGCUACUGAAAUCCAGUGCUCCAUUACUCCAGGAAAUCGGUAGUCUUCAUUUGGUAUCCAAGUACUUUGAAGCCAUUUCGGAGAGCAUCUUGAAAGAACUAAAUUUGCUCAGUAAGACCACCAAUAAAAAGUCACAGGCUCUAGAAGCCUUGGAAAGCUUGUAUUUGUACAUGGAUACAGCUGAACUUAAUGAAAUCAUUCUUGCUAUCUUAAAGCUCCCAGAAGAAUUACUUCUUGUGCAGAAUGUCCAGGAUGAGACGGGAAAACAAUUAAGUUUCUAUGGGAAAGUCCUGCUGCAGCUGCUUACUGCAUGCCACCAAAGAAAGCAGCCAGAGCAGAAUUUGGCCUCAGUGGUGGCUCAUGUGAGAGGAGUGAGUAACCUCUUGCCAUCAUCAGAUGAAGAGGAACUGGAAGCUGUGCUGUAUGACUCCUUGCAGGCCCACACAGAGUUUGCCCAUGUAGUGGGAGUUGAAAUCCUGACCUACUGCCUCAACAAGGUGUCUGAAAUCAGUCUCUGCAUUGCCGCAUUGCUAAUUCAACACAGCACAACGCAUCUGCUGCAUUUUGAGGUAUGGUGUUUAAAUCCCGGAAAGGAAAAGCAUCUGAGGAAAAAUUCUGAAGCCUACCUACCGCUAAUCAGUGGCUAUAUGAAGAGCAGAGGCCGUUUUCAUUUUGCACGACCAUCUAAAAUUUCCUCUGCUGUUCUUUGUGUCCUGAAAGAAGCAUUCUGGAGCAAACUGCUAAAGGUGGCCUUGAGCUCAGAUACGGUUGAAGGUGCUGAUGAGCAAAUAAACGUUCUUUCCAAGCUUAUGGAAACAGCUGAUAUCAGUGACUUGCAAAAAUUUAUUGAUCAGCUCCCUGAGAUCCUGGCCCAGUCCUACAGCCAAGCAAAAUGGGAUUUGGUUGAUGCUGUAACGCAAGCUGCAGAGACUUCUGGGAUGGAGAUCAGCUCUUGGAUGAGAGCCUUAAUGGCAGCUUGUAUGAAGUGCUUGACUGCCACUUACAGUGCCAACAAAGAAUGUGAGAAAGCCAAAGAGGAAGCAGAGAAAGCCAUGCUUUUGCAUUUCAAGAAACUCUUGCCUUUUGUCAGAGAGGAUGUGCCAGCUGAAUGGAAUGGAUUUGUGAAAACUGGACUUAAGCAUCGGUACAAGGACUGGGAGUUCCUGGAUGCACUAAACGCUGCUAUUGGUCAGUGGUAUGAAUCGGACAUUCCAUCUUCGCAGGGAUUAGUGCCACUUCCUACCGUCCAUAUGAUGCUUACACAACACUCCCUUUUUCUGCCAACCCUGCUGAGCUCUCAACAGGAGGGAUCUGCUACCAGUCAUCUGCAAGAGGUGUUGGUGGAUAUACUGAAAACCAUAGUUAAGAAGUGCCCAUCUGUUUGCGAUGGCAAUCAUUUUGCUAUUUUACUCGGUGCUUACGGAGCCACCCUGAGCAACACAGACCAAAAAAUACUCCGCCUCCUGCAAGCCUAUGAAAUGAAUAAUCACAGCUUAACAGAGUUCAGGCUGCUAUUGUGGGGACCGGCUGCUGUUGAGCAUCACAAAACCCGCAAGACUCUAGGAAAAUCGCUUUGGCAGCAGCCCAGCAUGGAUGAGAUUCUCAGUCUUCUGGAUCGGGAGAAAAUGAUGGAAACCAUCCUUCAUUUUCCGCAGCACCGCAAGUUAAUCGCCGAGGGAGAAAAAGAGCAUUUGUAUGAAGACUCUGGAAUAAAAGAGCUGGAUAAGCUUUAUGAUCCCUGUUUCCUGCUGCCACUUUUCAGCGAGUUGGUUAGACCAGAAUUGGUGGUGGACUGUGUGAAGUUUGUGGAUGCAAAUGCACUGGGAUUAACAAUGGUGGCCCUCAGUAGUUACGACUAUAACAUGCGAGCAGCUGCCAAUUACGUCCUAGGCUGUUUCCUCUCCCACAUGGAAGGGGCACGAUUCCGAGACAAGAGACAGCUGCAGUAUCUGAUGGACAUUGUGAAGAAUGGCAUCCGACAGCCAAACCAGCGGCUCACUUUCCUGCUGCCUCUGUACGUUGCUAAGGCAUCGCAACAAAUUCUUAAACCAGAAGAGCAUAUUUACAUAAAGAUGUCCAAAUUCCUUUUGUCACAUCAGUACCUGGAUAUGAAAAAGGUUCCAGAUUUCUACAAGCUUUUUUACAGCUUUGACUUCGAGCACAAAGUGGAGCGGGAGUGGAUUCUGGAACUUCUGAGGGAUGGAAUAAGGGACAAGUAUUGCUAUGAGCUUUGUGAUAAUCAGAGGAUCUUUCACGUCAUUAUGGCCUAUUAUAACAGUCCCUUGUCUGAUGAAAUCUCUCAGAAUCUGGUGCUUGAGAUACUGAAAAAUGCUUCACACGUCACAAAAGCUGCUUAUCAGCUCAUCCGAGACCACAGCCUCUUAACCUGGAUUAUUCAUAUUUUAGAGAAAAGAUACCUCGAAAACAAGUUGUUGGAGAAUCUCAUCUCACUGCUUCAUAAUUUAUGGCUGACAAACCUGGGAAAAAGAGUUAGCAGCAUGGCAAGCGGAGCACAGGACAAAGAUGAGCUGGUAAAGGAACAGAAGUUGCUGCCGCUUCACCUGGUCAGUGAGUUUGUCAGCGUGCUUGUGGCAAUGAUCAGGCACAUACGGUCCAAUUUAGAUUUCAUCCACAUUACCCAGUUUUUCAGCACUCUCAGUUCUGUUCUGAGAUAUCGUUCCAUGGUGCUGGAUGCCUUCAAGGAAAUGGGGCGGUUUGCUGUUAAUGAGCUCCUGUUUUCCAGCCUGGAUGCCCUGCUCAUCUUGCACAAGUGGAGCACAAUAGAGAAAGACUUGGAUCUGCAGGAAAGUCUGAGUUCUUUAGCUCAGAAACACAAGAUCAAAGAACUGCUAAGCACUAUCAAAGAAAAGUACAAGCCACAGGUUCCCCAUAAGCUGAGAAAGCAAGUGGAAGCCGCAGUUCAAUCACAUGAAGAGGCCCCUCAGGAAUUAUCUGUUGUAAAGGCCACUAGAAACCAUGUCAAAUCUGUACUAAUCCACUGGGAACCUGUAUUCUUGACCUUGUCAUUAAGACUGGAAAAGGAACAAGGGGAAGCUGCAACUGAUCAAUGUGAAACCCAAGAUAAAAGCAGUGAUACAGACAGCUUUGAGAGUGCUGCAGCUUGUCUUAUAGCCAAGUGGAUAUUAAGGACUGAGAGUGGCGAUAGCCCAACCCCAGAGAAUAUAUAUACAUCUCUUCAGUGGUUUCAGACAAGUAUACUGCCCCAUGGGCCUGUGGUGGAGGAGCUUCUGGAAGACCGGGUGCUGAGAAGCUCACUGUAUAAACUUUACAGCACAGUUUGCAGUGACAUGAAACCCACCACCUCCAGCCCUGACCUGCUGCCAUUGUUCAACACUGUUAUGGUGCAGCUCACAAAGACUCCGAAAUCCGCUGCUAAUCUCUGCCUUGAUGCCCUGAAAGCAGUCUCUCUGUCUUCAGAUGAAGAGGACUCCGUGCAGAAAGCUAUGUGCAAUUUCCUCACGUCCCUGUACAUCCAAGAUAUGUGGCUGGGAGCAGACGAUCUGGACAUGUUCCGAUCUCACGUGAAAGCUGUGUGUCAGGCCGUUGACUUGGAAUUUCCAACUGCCAAGGAAAAGACCCCAAAGCGAAAGAAGAAGGAAACACAGGAACCAAUCAUCUCCUUUUGCAAAGACUUAUCAAAAACAUUACUAUAAUACUGUCUUCCACGGCUCAGCCUGGACUGAUGUAUCCUUCAGAUCUGCUGGAGAUCCGGCCGUUUUGUACUGAGAACAAAAUCAGAACUAGGCUACUGGCUCUUAAUAAACUGAGGAAACAAACAGAAAGAAGGAGAACUGACCUCAUUUUUGAGCCUCCGGAGCAGAGAAUAGAUUUAUCAACUUUAGCAUCAUAAAAUAAGAGAAUGAGAAGUGCCUUAGUAGUGAGCUUCAAGAACAAGGAACCUCCUACCCUGUGUAGAGCUGGAAGUCUGUCUAUCUUAGUGCUACAUCUGUAUAGCAAACAAGACUCUUCACAGGCACUUCCUUCUGAUCAGCCCACAGAUAAAGCCUUUAAGGGUCACAGGUGUAAUUUACAACACACAGGGUCCUUGGUUUUAUGAUUGAGGUUUUUUGGGGAACUCAUGGUUAUGAAAGGCAGCUGAUUUUACAUUCUUCAUUUUAGAACAUCAAUGAAAUCGCCUUGUAUCCUGUUAUUUACUGUUUUGCAAACAAUGAAACCAUGUUGUAUUUUGUAA